This is a messenger RNA of Aspergillus campestris IBT 28561, 2295 nucleotides long. It is a transcript of the gene culA, whose product is annotated as cullin culA. The record is from RefSeq and is a predicted model, not a curated record. Gene Ontology annotation, molecular function: ubiquitin protein ligase binding. The transcript is spliced from 6 exons. Gene Ontology annotation, cellular component: SCF ubiquitin ligase complex. NCBI's taxonomy places the organism in Eukaryota, Fungi, Ascomycota, Eurotiomycetes, Eurotiales, Aspergillaceae. Bases 1 to 2295 code for a protein of 764 amino acids. Gene Ontology annotation, biological process: SCF-dependent proteasomal ubiquitin-dependent protein catabolic process; protein ubiquitination.
AUGCCUCCACUAAUCCCACAGGCGCCUCAGAAGGAGGAUCUGGAUGAAACAUGGACAUUCUUAGAGAAGGGUAUCGAUAGCGUGAUGCUGAAGUUGGAGGAAGGCGUGGAUAUGAAGCAUUACAUGGCCCUGUAUACGGCGGUUCAUAACUUUUGCACGUCUCAGAAAGCAGUUGCCAACGGGCAAGGCUUGCAGUCGCAUAGGGGUGCUCAUCUGUUGGGCGAAGAGCUAUACAAGUUACUGGGCGAAUACCUAUCGCGUCACCUCCAAGCGGUGUACACGGAAUCUGAGAGUCACGCCGAGGAGGCCCUCCUAGGGUUCUACAUUCGCGAAUGGCUCCGCUACACAACGGCCGCCAAGUACAUCAACCACUUGUUCCGGUACCUUAACCGUCACUGGGUGAAGCGGGAGAUUGAUGAAGGCAAAAAGAACGUGUACGAUGUUUACACCUUGCAUCUGGUCAAAUGGAAGGAUGACUUUUUCAUGAAGGUCCACAAGAAGGUCAUGGACGCUGUAUUGAACCUUGUUGAAAAGCAGCGGAAUGGGGAGACCAUCGAGCAAUCGCAAAUCAAGAGCAUCGUCGACUCCUUUGUUUCUCUGGGUCUGGACGAGAGCGACAGUACCAAGUCCACGCUCGAAGUCUACCGGAUCUACUUUGAGAAGCCAUUCAUUGCCGCCACCCGGGUCUACUACGAAAACGAGUCCCGCCAGUUUGUUGCCGAAAACAGUGUUGUCGAAUAUAUGAAGAAGGCCGAGUCUCGUUUCGACGAGGAGAAAGCACGUGUUGGAUUGUACCUGCACCCGGAUAUCUCCAAGCACCUCACCGAUACCUGCCUUGACGUGCUCGUUACGGCCCACUCGGAGCUUCUUCGGGACGAGUUCCAGGUCCUGUUAGAUAAUGAGCGGCAAGAUGAUCUCGCUCGGAUGUAUCGACUGUUGUCGCGCAUUAAAGAUGGCUUGGAUCCCCUGCGAACCAAGUUUGAGACCCAUGUCCGGAAAGCCGGCCUUGCUGCCGUUGAGAAGGUCGCUACCGGGGGCGAGACGUUCGAACCCAGGAUGUAUGUCGAUGCGCUAUUACAGGUACAUACUCGCUACCAAAGCUUGGUCAACGAGGCCUUCAACGGCGAAUCUGAAUUUGUUCGAUCGUUGGACAAUGCUUGCCGCGAGUUCGUCAACCGCAACAAGAUUUGCGCAUCGAGCUCGACCAAAUCGCCCGAGCUCCUGGCUAAAUACACAGACUCGUUGCUCAAGAAGGGCUCCAAGGCCGCUGAAGAGUCGGAACUAGAAGAGAUGCUCGUACAGAUCAUGACAGUCUUCAAGUACAUCGAGGACAAGGAUGUUUUCCAGAAGUUCUACUCGAAGAUGCUUGCGAAGCGACUGGUGCAUGUGAGCUCGGUGUCAGAUGACGCGGAGACGAGUAUGAUCAGCAAGCUCAAGGAAGCUUGCGGGUUCGAAUACACCAACAAACUGCAGCGCAUGUUCCAGGAUAUCCAGAUCUCGAAGGAUCUCAAUGGUAGCUACAGAGAUUGGCAGGAGAAGGUCCUCGACGAUGACGACCGGAAGAAGCUCGUGGACUCGCAUUUCCAGAUUCUGGGAACUGGGUUCUGGCCGCUCCAGGCGCCAUCGACCGACUUCCUUGCACCACCGGAGAUUGUCAAGACCGCUGAGCGGUUCCAGAGCUUCUAUUUCGACAAACACAAUGGGCGAAAGCUCACCUGGCUCUGGCAGCUGUGCAAGGGUGAGAUGAAGACCAACUACAUCAAAAACACCAAGGUCCCAUACACAUUCCAGGUGUCCACCUUCCAGAUGGGGAUCCUUCUGCUGUUCAACGAGAAUGACACCUUGACCUAUGAAGACAUCCAGAAGGCCACCUCACUUGCCCCCGAGAUCCUCGACCCCAACCUGGGUAUCUUCCUCAAAGCCAAGGUGCUACAUAUCAGCCCAGAGGGCACCAAGCCAGGGCCUGGGGCGUCUUUCUCCCUGAACUACAACUUUAAGCACAAGAAGGUCAAGGUAAACCUGAACAUCCAGAUCAAAUCCGAGCAGAAGGUCGAGUCAGACGACACCCACAAGACGAUAGAGGAGGACCGUAAGCUGCUACUCCAGUCCGCCAUCGUCCGCAUCAUGAAGUCCCGCAAGAAGAUGAAGCAUGUCCAGCUUGUCCAGGAGGUCAUCCACCAAGUCAAAUCCCGCUUCCCGCCCAAGGUACCGGACAUCAAGAAGAACAUCGAGGCUCUCAUGGAGAAAGACUAUAUAGAGCGUUUGGACGGUGACGAAAUUGCCUACAUUGCAUGA